Molecule: messenger RNA, 2849 nt
Organism: Rhopilema esculentum
Lineage: Eukaryota; Metazoa; Cnidaria; Scyphozoa; Rhizostomeae; Rhizostomatidae
Product: leptin receptor gene-related protein
Biological process (GO): late endosome to vacuole transport via multivesicular body sorting pathway
Cellular component (GO): endosome
Source: RefSeq, a predicted model, not a curated record
UGUAUCGCAAUUGGCGCCAAAUCCAAAACAGGAAAAAGACAAAACAGAGCAAGGAAAUCAAUUAAUAAACUUCGGUUUAUUCAAUAUUUACGAUCGCUUCGGUAUUGUUGAGGUACAAAGGAAGUCAACAGGCAUUUGAGAAUGGCAUUUUAUUGCCCUAAAGUGCGACACAGAAUUGGCGAACCGAGUUCUUAAUGUUAAGCACGGUUGUAAUUUAAUCCGCUUUCCGUUGCAAGUCUUAGAAUUCAGGCUUCUUUAUCGACGAAGGAAAGCGAAUAGCUGCUUGCGAGUCUUGAAAAUCCAGAAAAUGGGGAUCGUUUCAGCCAUUCUUUGCAUGUCACUGACAGCAACAAUUGGCAUUUUGAUGCUGGUACUUUCUUGUGCUUACAGUGGGUUCCAGACUGCUAAAGGCUCAUGUUGGAUUCUUUUUAUUGUUCUGUUCUAUAUCCUUGUUCCUGUGCCUGUCAUUAUUUUGCAACGUCUGAAAAUGAUCCUGUCUGCUGUUACCAAAGACGAAAAUUUUGCCGGUUGGGUGAACCAGCACAAGCAUGCCAUAUUGGAAGCAGAUUUUGUUGUGCAUUGCCUUUUGUUUUUCACAUCAGGGAUGAUAAUUUCUUCAUUUGCCUUUCCAGUUAUAAUGGCUAGAGCACAAGUGAUUCAAUGGGGAGCCGUUGGCACUGUUGUUGUUGGAAACAUCUUCAUUUUUGGUACCAUGGCUGCUUUUUUGAAACGCAUUGAUGAAUGGGAACAUACUGUCCUACAUUUGAAUGUUGACCUGAAAAUGUACCCUAACGGCAGAAGUGCAAUCUUCGCAAUGUUUAAGGAUAUCGUGAAGCAGAAAACAGAUAACAGAAAGGCAUCUACAACCACCGUGUGAUAGCCGACAUGUGUUUCCUGCAGAGAAGCGAAGGAAAGCCACCAACAGUUUUGCCUUUGUAUAUCAAGGUCUUAUGACAGUCCCGGCUGAAAUAGGAAAACUAGUCCCCGCUGGCAAGAUAGCAUUCUGAUCUGGGGUUUAAAGAUUGGAAUCGUCAAGAACUUCAAAAGAAACAAUCUUCUGGGGCCGUUCAGGCUGCGCACGAGCGAGCAAGUCAGUUCAUUUCUCGUCAUUUUAAAUUCUUGGAUCGAGAAAUCAGGCUUAAGCACAUACUAGUAUUUGCGUAUAGUAUUUCAAUAGUUUGAAGGUGGCACGUAAAUGCAAAAACAUAACGAAUUGUACAAGUAUCAAAUAUAAUACAGAACCCAAAGCUAAUCAAGAAUGUUAUCUAGCUGCAGAGCGUGAGAGAAAGAAUGGUGCAUGGGGUAAGCUUCUUAUUUUCAACCAAUCAGCGACCGCUAACCCCUCACCUAGUUGGAAAGUCCAAGUGAAAAAACGAAGUCUUCCUACACAAGUUUUGAUGUAAACAGGUUCCAAAUCACCUAAACAAUUGGGCUCUGAACCGAGCAUUGAAAUUAAGCUUUAUCCAAAUUGUUAUCCAAAUAUGAGAAAUUAAUUUGUUACUUGUCCUUUUGCUUUGUCCCUGUCUUUUUUGUUUGUUUAUGAAUAACCAAAAUGAUCUCUCGCUUCCUUUUUUCAAAUUAUUUCAAAACUUUUACAUCAGUUAUACAGUCUGAUUUAUGGCAAGCUUUAAUGGUGAUACUUUAUGACUCAAAAGUACACCUUGCAUCAUUGUUUGAAAUCUUCUCAGUAUGCAGGCCUUUAGAACAAAUUGGCUCCGUUAAUCAAGCCAUCUCUUCUGAAAAACACUAUUUGAUUAUUACCUUUUACUGUAAACUUGAGUUACGUCCAUCCUACACAAAUACAAAGUGGAUUUCAAUAUCAACAAUCAAUUUGACUACUGUUGAAAUUAAGGUGCUGCAAAAUGAUACCUUGCGACAAGUGUGAUCUUUUUCGGUUACUUAACCAACUGAGAGAAUAUCUCCUUGAAGAAGUUAUUUUAUAUGUAAUUAGGUUUCCAUCAUUUCUUUUUGUUAUAUACCGUAAAUUCUCUUUUAGCCCCCCUCUCAAUAAAGCUCCCCUCACUUAUUAGCCUCCCUUUUCAGAAUGAAAUAUUUAAUUAGUCCCCCCAUCUCAAUUUAGUCUCCCUCCCCAGUUUGAUGCUGAUGCUUCAGCAGUAAACUUGACAAAAACAGAGAGUUACAUCAAAUCAAAAUUCACACCAUGUCUCUUCUAGUCACGACAGGUCCGAAGCCAAAGAUUUGAUGUGCAUUAAGCACGGGACAUGCGAGAGCCUUUUCCCAAAAUUAAGGCCGUUGGUACUCUGAAGGAUAAAGCCGACUUUUUUCGAAUGCUCGAUUUCGGAAAGGCGACAUGGCCCAAGAAGAUAUUUUAGAAUUAAUAAUUGACGUUUUUAUUUCACCAAUAACAAAAAAUUAGUUUACCACUAUAAAAGGUUUUUUGUUACAAAAUAUUUAUUAAGCCCUCUCUCUCUCAAUUUAACCCUCUUCUCUUAUAAGCCCCCCUUUAAAGUGCUGAAAAAUAAUUAGCCCCCGCGGGCUAAAAAGAUAAUUUACGGUAAACUCGAAUGUUGCUUUUAGUAUUCUUUAUAUAAAUGUAUUCUUUUUUAUCAAUUUUUAUCUAUUUUCAAGCAAUUUUAAUAAGUAUAUUGUAAGCAGUGGAAUUUCAGGAAUGUGAACGUGCUUAAAAAAUCAAUCAACACUUGGAAAUGGUCACACACUACGUCCAGCCAUGAUGGUAUUCAUGUGAAAUGUUUAAAUACGAGAAAAUGAAUAUUAAUUUUUUACAAAAUAAACAUUUUCUGCUUCAUUCUGUGAUAUAAUUUUUAACAAACUACCAACUACAAGCUAAGAAUAGCGAUAGAUUUCUUAGGUGUGACGUCAUGUAAAAU